Olea europaea var. sylvestris is the source of this 3116-nucleotide messenger RNA. RefSeq names its product protein NBR1 homolog. NCBI's taxonomy places the organism in Eukaryota, Viridiplantae, Streptophyta, Magnoliopsida, Lamiales, Oleaceae. The coding region runs from base 423 to 2876 and encodes 817 amino acids. Gene Ontology annotation, molecular function: protein binding; zinc ion binding. The transcript is spliced from 7 exons. The record is from RefSeq and is a predicted model, not a curated record.
CUUGUGGAAAAAACUCUUUGUUUUCCUUCAAUUUAUGAGAAACACGACGACUUUGGUUUUCAUACCCUAAAGUUUUCUUUGCGAAGAAGAAAAGAAAAGAAAUAAAAAAUAAAAAUAACAAUUAAAGAUAAAAAAAUUCAUCCUCUGCUUUCUCGUUCAAGCUCUACAGUACACAACUUUGCAUCCAUUCAACUCCCAAUUCUCACAGUUCGUUAGAGAGAGAACAAUUGGAGCUCGAUUACGGCUUUAAUCUAACUAAAUAACCGGAAAAUUUCCUUGAUUACUUGGCUUUUUCGACGUUGGUUUCCAUUUAAUUACAGGGCUGAGGUGCUUCUCUCAAGUUUGUGUUCUAACUAUAAAAACAAUUAUAUUUGUGGGUUUAUCUGUAAGGCGAUUUGGAAUCUGGGCUUUUGUUGCAAGCUAUGGAGGCUUCUACCGUGGUUAUCAAGGUCAGGUAUGGGGAUACACUCAGGCGCUUCAUUGCCAAAAUUAUUGAUGAGGGACUGAAUUUCAAUAUGGAUGGACUAAGAAGACAAAUAUUUUUCCUCUUCGACUUUCCUGCAGAUACGUUGCUCACGCUGACCUAUGUUGAUGAAGAUGGUGAUGAGGUAGCACUUAUUGAUGAUGAUGAUCUGCGUGAUGUGGUGAGACAGGCCCUGAACCCCUUGAGGAUUACUGUGAAAUGUCCUCCUUCAAGCGGAAGUUUUCCUCCCUUGUCUCCAGUUCAGACACCCUUUCAGAAUCUGAACCCCAAUAUCUUCGAAAUUUUGAAAACUGUACCGGAACCUCUACAGGAAACUGUAAAGAAGCUCUUGACUGAGUUGGCAUCAAAAGUGUCCUCAUCUGUGCCAGGUAUAGCCGAGCUUGUUGACCACUUCUCAGAGAUGGGUCUGUCCUACCUUGAUCAUCUUUCUGAUUCCCAACCUGUAGUGCAGUCUAAUGCCCAGAAUGAGUUUCGUGAAAGUACCACAGACACUAAGCUCUGGAAUUCCUCUGAGUUUUUUCCAUCGACAUCAAAUGUCCCAAGCAUCAGACCAGAUGAGAGAUCUUUGAAAAGCCAUGAGAACUUGGCAAAAUACAUACCUGAGACUACCUCAGAAAUAAGUGAGGUCAAACUGGGAACUGUAAAAGGAGGUAGCAUGGAGGCCUCAUCUUCGAAAGCUGUGAAUGUUGAUGUUGACAACCCUUGUGUUGAUUCUCUAUGUGAAUCAUUAGGCUUGGAUCCUAAACCGAGCGAUGUUCCUGUCUCUUCUUUCUCACAAGAAAAAUUCUUCACAGGAACCUCCAGUUCUGAUUCAAGUGAGACUCAUUUUAUACCUUCUAAUUACUCCCAGAAGGUUCUUAAUUCUGGGCUAUAUUGUCUCCGAUCGAAGAAUGCCAAGUUGGGUGCUCCCACUAGUUAUCCCGCACAUACACCAUGGAACGAUCCAGAUGGCAGUUUAAAAUAUUUAUCUAAUGAUGACAUUUGGAUGGACCCUAAUCCUGUGGAUGAGAUUUCAUUUUCUGCAGUACCUGCAGGAAAUGACUCUGCUAUCCCAUCACAUUCUGAUUCUCAAAGAAGAAGCAUUAGUCAGAAUGAUGGCACUGGAAGUAUCUUCCAUUGGGGCAUUCGUUGCGAUGGUUGUGGGGUCUACCCAAUAACUGGUCCUAGAUUCAAGUCAAAAGUAAAAGAGGAUUAUGAUCUUUGCAGAAUCUGCUUUGCAGAAAUGGAAAAUGAUGCUGACUACAUCAGAAUGGAUCAUCCAAUGCCUUAUCAACGCCCCUUACCUAGCAAGGGGUUGCAUGGCCGUUUGCAGCAUGCCAGGGCUCGGGCUGCAACACUUCCACAGGCUAUCAUGGGUUUCAAGGUUAAACCAGUUGCACCCAAAUUUGACAGUCGCUUCAUUCAGGAUGUGAAUAUCAUAGAUGAUACUGUGAUGGCCCCUUUAACUCCAUUUACCAAGAUUUGGCGGAUGAGAAACAAUGGUACAGUUGUGUGGCCCCAGAGAACACAACUUGUGUGGAUUGGAGGAGACAAACUAAAUAAUGCGCUUGCUAUCGAUGUGGAGGUUCCUGCAGCUGGUUUACCAGUAGAACAGGAGCUAGAUGUCGCAGUUGAUUUUAUUGCUCCUAAGAUUCCUGGUCAGUAUAUCUCAUACUGGAGGAUGGCCUUGCCUACUGGCCAAAAGUUUGGACAACGUAUUUGGGUUCUCAUCCAGGUUGAUGCUUCUAUUAAGGAGACACCACAUGAAAGUGUUCGUGACUUGAAUCUUAAUUUGCCGCCUCCAAGCAACGACUUAACUGGGCCAGAAAUAAUAAAUUUGGAUCUAAAACCAAUGGUGGAGGACAGUCACCCUGAGCCCAUUAACUCCAAUGACACCAUGGAAGUAGGGGAAUCAAUUGUUGAUGCACAGCCAGGCAAUGAGCACGAAAAGAGAUUCCCCAUCAAUGAUAGCUUGUUGGUUGGCAGUGGUGCUGCAUCAAACUUUGUCCCUUCGGCACCACCUUCAUUUUUACCGUAUCCUAUUAUUGAUCUCUCAGAGGUAGCACCGCCUUUACCUUCUCAAGCUCCACCUGCUCCUGUGGUGCUUCCACUUCUGGCAAAUCCACCCCAACUGGUAUCAGAAAAGAAUGAAGUAGAGGAGAAACUACUUGGGGAACUUGAGGCAAUGGGCUUUACACUGGUUGAUUUGAACAAGGAGAUUUUGAGGAAGAAUGAUUAUGACUUGCAGAAAACAGUGGAUGAUCUUUGUGGAGUUUCUGAAUGGAAUACUAUUCUCGAGGAACUUCGGGAGAUGGGUUUUCACGAUACAGAACUGAACAAGAAACUGCUGAAGAAGAACGAUGGAAGUAUUACGCUUGUGGUCAUGGAUCUUAUCGAUGGAGAGGAGCAGUAGUCUAAAUAAAAGGUCCAAUAUCGCCCUGUUAAUUAGUAUAUAAAAGCUAUAAAUAAAUGUACGGAUGUUAGGAGCUCGUUAUGGUGCCUGUUCAUCAUGUUUUGCUGGGAUUUUUUUCUAGUAUACAUGUGAAUUUCCCAGUCAACUGUCGGAGCUAUGUGCAGUGAACUCAUCUACUAGUUGUUUAUGUAUCUGAUGAUAUUUAUACCUGGUUAUGGCUACAUGGUGUUCUUUGGCUUU